This is a messenger RNA of Cuscuta campestris, 1221 nucleotides long. NCBI's taxonomy places the organism in Eukaryota, Viridiplantae, Streptophyta, Magnoliopsida, Solanales, Convolvulaceae. The record is from the annotation of a GenBank genome assembly.
CUCGAGAGAGUCUCUCGGGAGGCUGGACUAGCCACAAGUUGUGGUGAACCAGGGUAAAAACGGUGUGCCUCUUCCUUGCUCUUUACUUUACGCUUUUAAUUUUUACUCCUGCGUCGUUUUUCGUUUCAAAUGCUAUUCACCCCCCCUCUAGCGUUGGGACGUUUUUCUAAUAAUUGGUAUCAGAGCCUAACUCUCUUCCAGACUUAACCGUUUGAGAGGAAUAAGAUCAUGGGCUCUUCUUCUAGAAAUUUGUACGCAGGUAUUGGCGAAGGGCAAUCCACCUCUAGGCCACCGCUUUUUGAUGGCACAAACUACUCCUAUUGGAAGGAACGGAUGAGAAUCUAUAUCCGUUCCACCAACUUCCAAUUGUGGUUGGUCAUCAAAAAUGACGAGCAAAUCCCAAUGAAGAAAGUGGGAGAAACCACCGUCCCAAAGAUCGAGGACGAGUUUGAUGCCAAAGACAUCAAGAAGGUUGAAAACUAUGCAAAGGCCAUCAACAUGCUAUAUUGUGCGGUCAACCCCGACGACUACCGAAAGAUCUCCUGUUGCACAACCACCAAGGAGAUGUGGGACAAGCUUAAAGUGACGUACGAAGGUACCGAUCAAGUGCGUGAAGCCAAGAUCGAUUUUCUCACCCAAGAAUAUGAAAUGUUCCGAAUGAAGGAAGGUGAGAAAAUCGACGACAUGUUUGAUCGGUUCUCAAAGAUUAUAAACGAUCUUCAUGCUCUUAAGAAGACAUAUACCAACAAGGAUCUCGUAAGGAAAAUCCUGCGAAGUCUCAUCCCCGAAUGGAGAUCAAAAGCCGAUGCAAUCUAUGAAUCCAUUGGAGUCUCCAACGUCACCAUCGACGGGCUAAGAGUUUCCGAACAGUCUCACUACGGUAAAUGGGAAGUAGUAUUCUUGGGGUACAAAGCUCUCGGAUUUCAUCGGGCAAUUAUACAUCCUAACUUCGUAAAACGGCUCGGAAUCUUUGCUUAUACAAUGACAGAAAUCCCGCAAUGGGUGAAGAAGAUCUCGGAAGGCCUGAUAAGUGUGGUAAAGUGUGCUAAAGGAGCACAUUCCGUCCAAGUUUGAAGCUUUCCAGCAAAAGUCGAUUCCGUCACUCAAAUAAAAAAUGAUAGGAUUCUUGCAGAUGCAAUACGAGAGUGUCCUACAAGAUUACACAAUAUGAUUUAGUAAAAAAGAACAUAUGUGGACUCUCCAUAAAGAUUUAAUGGUAAU